Molecule: messenger RNA, 589 nt
Organism: Teleopsis dalmanni
Lineage: Eukaryota; Metazoa; Arthropoda; Insecta; Diptera; Diopsidae
Exons: 2
Coding region: 72-533 (153 amino acids)
Molecular function (GO): zinc ion binding
Source: RefSeq, a predicted model, not a curated record
UUGGACAAUAUUUUAUUUAUUUAUAUAUAUAUACAUAUAUUUUGUUGACUGAAUCUCUUGAAACGCUUACCAUGACACAAGAACAUCAAAUGAUUGAAAUUAAUUUAAAUGCACCCAAUACGCCAGAGGACAAGCAAAUGAAUAUUGUUGGCAACGUAGAGUUAGGUAAAGGAUCGAAGUUGGUACCUUUUAUGGAUGGUGAGGAGGCAGUAGCUAUUCCACGUCAGCAAAAGCUAACAUCAUGGGCACCAAAAAUCGUGGAUGACGGUAAGCCGCAUAUACGUUUCUUUGCAGUUGGACCCAGUAGUUAUCAAAUACGCUGUCCUUUGUGUAAACAACGUGCGGAUACCGAAACUGUACAAAUGGCCGGCGCUUUGGGUCAACUCAGUUGUCUAUUAUCUACGCUUUCAUGCUGUUUUCCAAUUUUUUCCUUAUCCUUCGUGUACUUUUGUCUCCAGAGUCGUCUUAAAAGUAAGCGUAUGUUUUGCAAUACCUGCGGUGGUUAUUUGGGGUAUUAUUGGCGGCCAUCGUAAAAUAAUGUAAAAUUAUAUUGUAUCUCAAAAUUUCAAUUCUUUAAUUUAAAGCAAAA